Molecule: messenger RNA, 628 nt
Organism: Paramecium octaurelia
Lineage: Eukaryota; Ciliophora; Oligohymenophorea; Peniculida; Parameciidae
Source: the annotation of a GenBank genome assembly
AUGUAUUCAAGUUAUCAGAUUGUGAUUGAAAAUGAGCCAGAAUGUGUAAAUUUGUAAGACAUACCCAUACUGUAUGUGAAUUCAAUAGCUUUGUAAUUUAAGGAUGAAUAGAUGACAGAGUUUAAAGUCAUCGAAUUUGCAUUGAUAAUACUCUCAAUGUUGAUUAGUAUGAUUUGUGGUGCACGUUACUUGAUGUGAGCAUGAAAUUAGUUAAUGUUAGUGUGUCGAUGACUUACAUGUGUUAGACAACAAUCAGCAUAUUGGCACUCCUAUCAUUGAUGUUAAUGAUAUUGCCAUCAAUCACUCUAUGUUCUAAGACAUUCAAGAUGAGUUUGCAUAUGUAGAGAAUAGCACAAUUGUUAUAUUCAUUGUUAUUGACCUUGGGAGCAAUAAUAUUUUUUUUUUUCAAACUCAAACUUAUCAAGAAUGCCGACUCUAAGGGAAGGUAAUAGUAGAGGAAAUCAGAACAUUGCCAUUUCUAUUAGAAAUUCUUUGUUGUCUGAUGAAUCUAGCUUAUGUAAGUUACUUGCAUUAUGUUACUGUGUAAUAUUGCAAUAAGGAGUAACCAAUCAGAAUGUAGAUAGUGCAAAAGAUUAUGAACACAAUAGUACCAAUAAUUUGAUAUUAU